Molecule: messenger RNA, 3627 nt
Organism: Stegostoma tigrinum
Lineage: Eukaryota; Metazoa; Chordata; Chondrichthyes; Orectolobiformes; Stegostomatidae
Product: H-2 class I histocompatibility antigen, Q9 alpha chain-like
Exons: 10
Coding region: 720-1718 (332 amino acids)
Biological process (GO): immune response
Cellular component (GO): external side of plasma membrane
Source: RefSeq, a predicted model, not a curated record
AGCUGGUUCACUUCCUACAGGGACUGAAAACCAAGUGAGGAGAUGAUCUCAAGCUUUGGUGGUUCUUUGUUUUAUUUUCUGAGUUUCUGAAGCUGUGAAACUGACUGGUGAAAUGGAUGUGAAUAGCCAAUCAGAAGGAAUGUACCAUACUGUACUGGAGAAUACAGAGAGGAUAGACAUGCCAGAUGGAUCUUGGCCAUCACCCAAGGAACAACUGCACAACUAUGGGAGGACAUCAGUCCCAUUGCAGCAUUGCUGAACACAGAAGAUUGGACCGUGAAACUAUCAGCUGCAAAUCGGUCAUGUCAGGGGAGCUUUGACAUAUCAUCAGAUCUGAAAUUGGUCAGUGGUGUGGAGCCUUUCAUCAGAACUGACCUUUCUGAAGCAUCAACAAAUACAGAAGAUCUUGAUGAAAUGAAAUGGAAAAUAAUCGAAUCCUCGUGUAACUCCAGAAAAUCCAAAAGCAAACUGCUCACAGUAGCCGAGUCUUGUGUCUACUCAGCCUCUCAACCAAGAGAAGCUGUUCUGUGAGUGAUUGGUCAGGGUGAGAAGCUGGGAACAAGUUUUAGUGGCUCUUAGUGUGGUUAGACCUUCAAUCAUUCAUCAAGCCUCAUGAACCACUGACUCAUUCAUACAGGUCAAUUUUCAGAAUCCACGAACAUUGUCAUAUUUGGAUUUUCUUAAAUGGCUGUCAUUCCCUCCGGUAUUUCUACACUGCAAUGACCCCAAUUCAUGGUCUCCCCAAGUUUCUGGCUAUUGGUUAUGUUGAUGACAUUCCGAUAGAUUACUAUGACAGCGAUCUUCGCAAAUUGAUCCCUCUGCAACGAUGGAUGGCAGAGUGUCAGGACCCUGAGUAUUGGGAACAGCAGACUCAGGUCCUGAGGAGCUCUGAGCACAUCGGGCUGACCAAUAUUCAGACAGCCUUAAACCGCACCAACCAGAGUGGAGGGAUCCACACAGUCCAGGUGAUGCAUGGCUGUGAGCUCCAGACUGAUGGGAGGAGCAACGGAUUUCACCAGGAAGGCUGGGAUGGCCAGGACUACAUUAGCUUUGACAAGGAGCACAUGGUGUGGGUGACUCCAGUAUCCUGGGGACUGAUUACCAAGAACAAGUGGGACCAGGACAAGGCCAGGAAUCUGCAGAGGAAGAUUUACCUGGAGAGAACCUGCAUUGAGUGGCUGAAAACAUACUUGAAGCAGGGAGAGAAAGCGUUAAAACCCAUUGCUCCUCAGAUGUUUCUUACUGUGGAUGUCACAUCAGCAACUGAAUCAGCUCAACUGUCCUGUCUUGUGACAGGAUUUUACCCUCGAGAUAUUGAAGUCAUCCUCCUAAAAAAUGGCACACCAAUUGGAGAAACGUACUCCACUGGAAUUCUUCCCAACCACAAUGGCACUUACCAAUUCAGGAGAUGGGCAGUAAUAGAAUUGGAAGACACAGCCACUUAUUCCUGUCAGUAUGAACACGGCAGCAAAGGAGUGGAGACCAGACAGUGGGUUGAGGCAUUUCAACUAUCUCCAAGAUCUCGACAGGGAACAAGUAAACAUUUGGAUGUUGGAAUUGUUGCUGCUGUCCUCGUUCUGAUUGGUCUUACCAUUGGUAUGUUUGUCUGGAAGAGGAGAAGGAAGAUAUCAGGACCAGAUCUGUCACUGACAGGAGGAGAGAAGAAAUCUGGUUCCGAUGUGGGAAAACUAACUACUGAUUCAGGGGAAUCACCCUGAAUCUUCCUCUUUGGCCUGAGGUAUGAAGUCACACUCUGGAAUUGUUAUGGCUGAACAUGCAUCAAACCAGCAUGAACUAUGGGCCUGUUGCACUGGGGGAAGAGACUGGACUGAAUAUCAUCUUUGAUUUCUCACGACAUAUUUUUCACUCUGGGAAAACCCAGGUUUGUGACCCAGUCUGGAAAAAACAACAACUCCAAGUAAUGAGGUCAAUAGCUCUGGUGUCGCAUCAUUCAGUUUCAUUUAAUGCACAGGGCCGUAAUUAAUUUGUUUGUUAUGUGGAAGGAAUAGUUUAAUUUUGUCAGCAUUGAGCAAGCCAGAGUCAGGUCCGUUAGAGCGUGAAACUUCUCUCUUCCUCCUCGAGUCACCACCUUUUCUACUGCAGCAGCUCACUAUUCAUUGCUUCACUUCCCAAUAGCAAGAGGACCUUGUAUAUUGAUAAGCCCAGCUAAGCCAUUCAGCCCCUCGGACUCAUCCUUGCUCAGUGAAAUAUGAUUUCUCCCAAUCCUCUUGUCUAACUGCUGUCCAAUGACCAAUUCCAGUAUUAACUACUCAGUGUGAAUUGGUCUGAUUCUUUUGUUUCUCUGGUAUUGUAGUGAUGUUUAAAAAUGAAUCUUCUGGGAUCCUCUUGUUCUAUUCAAGGUCUCUGACCUGUAGCAGAAUUCACUUCCCUGAAAGACUCAUCUGCUAAUCCUGAAACCUGAACAACAAGUCUCUGCCACAGGAUCAAACAUUGGUCCCGUUCCCCUUUAAAGAAUCAGAAUUAAUUUACAUCUUCCUCUCUCUGUUCAAACAACUUGACAAAAAUUCCUCCUCUUCUCUCUCCUCACGUAGUCACCACUUAAAAUCAUUUGUUACCUUCACUGACUCCUCAGAUAGGGAAAAAUUGGCACUUCUUAAUUUUGUAAACCCUUGAUUAAAUCAUCUUUUAUUUCUUCUGCUCCUGUUCAGAGUCAGCACACUGGCCACUGAGCGAGAUUAGUGUUGAUGGCAAGAUGUUGUGGGGAGUAGACCUGUCGAUGAGACUCAAAUAUGUAUGUUUUAAGUUUUUUUUCCCUCUUCUUGAUUGUUAAUAACAAGCACUUGGUAAUAGUUUGUGUACAAGUUUGUUGCAGUAUGCAAAUUUUCACAUUAGGUGUGAAAGGAUGUGUGUCAGAUACCAUCAAACUGUGACAAAAAAUGCAAAGUUUGGCACAGAUGUAUCCUGUUAUGAACUUGUUGUGAAAGCAACUUUAUCUGAUGUGAAAAGAGUUGUUUUUCUGCAAUAUUUUGGAUAAGAAUAACCUGGAUUAAUUGAAUUCUGUUACUGAUCCAUUUCCUGAUAUGUUGCAAAGACCGGUCUCUCUGACAGUGUAAUAACUUAGGUACAUUGUAAAGGUACAGUAAAUUGCAGCUUUCAAAAAGCAGCAAUAUACUUAAAUGUAAACUGGCUACUGUAUUUAGAAACAGAAUUUCUGUCAGACCGGGUCGGGGUGUUGGGAGGUGCUGGAGUUUAAUAAUUGAGACUUGUGAUCCAUUUCAGCUGUUUUGCCAAUGUUUAAAUCAAGACUGUAAUAAACACAGGAGCUGAGUGGCCAAGCAGAGCCCACACUGGCAUCACUCAGUGGUUUAUUGAGCGGGGACUGCUUGAUAGCACUGAUACCUUUCACCAUUUCACUAAUGAUCAAGGGAAGUCUAAUGGGAUGGUAACUGGCUGUGUUGGGUUUUUUCCUGCUUUUUCUGCACUGAACAUACUUGGGUAGUUUUCCACAUUGUCAGAUAUAUACCAAUGCCAUAAUUGUACUGGAACAUCUUGGUGAGGGGAGUGGCAAGUUCUGGAGCACAAGUCUAUAGCAUUAUUGAUAGAAUGGUUGUUAGGGCCGUGGACAUCUCAUCAUCUGCUGUCUCCAACCGUUUCUUCAUAUCAUGU